CAGACUCACGUGUGGCAUUGAGAGACAAGAAAGCAGAGAAACCAAAGGUAGAUAUGUUGUAUGAUUAAUAGAGGGCGUUCACAAGAAGAGAAUUAACAGUAAGAAGCUACCAUCGCCUCUCAGCAUGUCUUUGUCCAAGCCGGAGGAGCAGCUUGUUCACGAGCUGAGCUGUCCCAUCUGCCUUCAGUUCUACUCCAACCCAGUGGUUCUACCCUGUGGGCACAACUACUGCCGAGCUUGCAUCUCCAAGUCCGUGGACGUCACGGACAAGUGUGGCGAAACGCUCCCACGUUGCCCGGAAUGUCGUGAGGAAUUUGAGGGUGCGGGCUCCCUCCAGAAGAACUUCAAACUCUGCGGCAUCAUUGAGGGUUACCAGGCCACCAUACAGCAUCUAGACAGGCAGUACGACACUUUGCCCCAGACCAUGGAAGUUCUCUGCGACUACUGCAUCGACCAGCCAGCGUUGGCUGUGAAGUCCUGCUUGAAGUGUGAGGUGUCCCUGUGCUCCAGGCACCUUCAGAGACACCAUGAGAAGGAGUCAUUCAAAAUGCACGCCGUGGUGGAGCCUCUGAAUGAGCUGGGGGUGAAGGGCUGCGCUGUCCACCAGCAGCAACUUGAGUACUUCUGUUCCAAUGACAUGACCUCGCUGUGCAGCACAUGCAUCACACAGGGCCAUCACCAGAACCAUGAUGUGCUCACCUUCAGCGUGGCCGAAGAAGAGAUGAGGCGGGCACUGGCGAGCCGCAAUAAGCUUGUGUCCUGCAGGCUGCAGAUGGCCGAGACUCUCCUUCAGAAAACAGCAGAGGAGCAGGGAGCCUCCGAAGCCAUAGGUGACAAACUGAUCAACAAGGCUGUCUCACUCAUGGACAGUAUGGCUGCACUCGUGGACAGGUACAGGGAGCGUCUGCGUGUGCUUUUGGAGGAGGAGAGAGGCCAGCGCAGGAAUAGCUGGCAGCUCGGAGUGAGUGCACUGGAAGAGCAACAGCAGGAGUUACUGGAUGCCCAGCGAAGUGCAACACAGGCCCUGAGUGAGACUGACCCAUGCAUCUUCAUACACAGGUUCCUGACAAUUGAAAAUCAGAUGAGAAAGGUUGUGGAAGUCACCGUUCCCUCAACACUCCCUUCAAAGGCACCGCUCAGCACCAGGCGUGUCCUGACAGGCCUCAAAACCCAAGACUUCCGCUCAGAAAUUACCCGCUUCCUGGAUUCUCUUCACAUCAUCCUCAACCCGCUGGACCUCUCCUUCAACAUCUUCAGCGCCCAUCCCAGCCUGAUCGUGUCCAAUGAUCUGCGUACGGUCAAGUACAGCUCCAGCAAGCAGCCGUACCCAGAGCACCCGGAGCGUUUCACAAGUGCACCACAGGUUCUGUGCAGCCAAGGUUUCUCAAGUGGUGAGCACGUAUGGGUGGUGGAGGUGGGGGCCAACAGCAUGUGGUCACUGGGCGUGUGUUACAAGAGCAUCCCGCGCCGUGGGGACCACAGUCGUCUGGGACACAACUCUGUGUCCUGGCGACUGCAGUGGAAAAACGGCAAGCUGACAGUGUGCCAAUCCUCCUCUAAUGUGGCUCUGGGAGAAACGUCUAUCCAACCGCUGAGGAUUGAGGUAGCGUUGGACUACGAGGGGGGCACGUUAUCGUUCCACAGCACCAAAGGGCGCAGGGAUCACCUGCAUACCUUCAGGGCUGUGUUUAGGGAGCCAGUUUACCCAGUGUUUGGUAUUCAAUCAAACACACCAGAUUCCUGGAUCACUCUGAACAGUGGGAUGUGAAAUGUCAAUUUCUAAAUACUUUCCUUGCAUAUUUGUCUGUUCAACCAAGUAAACUGGCCUAAGUCCUGAGGUGGAGGAAUUUCUCAAACAACAAAGGUACAAAUAAAUAGACUAAAAUGUUCUCAAGUAAAAGAAAAAUUACCAUAGACAUUUUCUAUACCUGAGUUAAAGUAAGUGCUGUUAAAUGUAGUUAAAGUAUUACAAGUACAAGGACUUGCUGAGUGAAGCCUGUUAUCUGAUGCAAAACUCUACUUUAGAUGUUGGUUAAGCAGUGAUGCUACCGCUGCAGUGGGAGGGUUCUAAUGUUACGUGCACGCUCUGAUUGGAUCAGUGAUCUUAUUAUUUAUUAAUUAAAGGGUUAGCUGAUAAGGAGUAAAAGUGAAAAGUACCUGAAAAUAAAUCUACUUAAUAUGCUAUAAACCAUUUUAUGAUGCCAUGCUAUUAAAAUGUUUAUUUACUAUUAAGCAUGACUGCAAUACAAAAAUUACUAAUCAUAUGAGAUCAUUUGUUUACAAUAAUUAUUUUUGUUUCUCAUGAUCAGGUUAAUUUAGAUGCGGUUUUGAUCUGGUUCCAAGUCCUCUCCCACAUUACAGUAAACGCCUCUGUCUAAAUUACUCAGAGCGAGAUCAUUACAGACCUAUUUCUACUUUACCUUUCCUCAGUAAACUUCCAUGGAAAAAUUUUCAUAACCAACGUCUUGUUUGUUGAACCAAUAACAGCAUUUUAGAAAAGCAAACCGCAGCACUGACACAGCACUGACAUUUGUAAAAUGACCUGAUAAUCAGAGUGGGUGUGUUAAAGUGGCUGUCAGUCUCCCUCAAAUUUCAGUGCAGCUUUUGAUGCGAUCGAAGAUUUUAAUUGACCAACUUGAGAAAUGGGUUUACUUGGAUGCUCGUGAUCUGUGUAAUUUCCAUGCUUCCACUGGGGAACAUCAUUACAUCAUUUGCUGACAAUACACAGCUUUUUUUUUCAGGGAACUGGAUUCUGUUAUUGCCUACCUCAUGGCCAGGAAUGCAUGAAUUGGUAAAAGCUUUUAAAAUCGAAAUUAGGAUAUAAAAAAACAGCGGUAAGCAACUUUUAACAGGCCCCCAAAUAGCAAGAUAAUACCUAUUCUAUGUUUGAUAGUCUCAGCAAAUUGAUACACAUUCUCAUUUUAACAAGGUCAUUAAAAUAUAAUUUUAAAACUCUUUAAGUCAGAUUUUUUUAAACUCAGAUGGUACAAUGCUCAUUUAAACUUAGCAAUUUAGACUUUUUUAAUUCCCCUUUUAACCUUAUUGCUAAAAAGUCAAAAAGAAAGCAUAAUCUAUUUCAGAAUGUUAUCUGUAUCUUUGAGAAUUGAUUUUAAAUUGAUUUCAUUUGUUUAUAAAUAAUCUUACUAUUACCUACAACUUUCCUUUUAUAAUGACCUAUGCCCUAACUGAAGAAAGCCUAAAUGGCUGACAGAUGCAAUGGAGGGUGCUGUUUGUUUCCGCAUUUUAAUAAUGUUCAUGUUACAAUCAAUAAAAAGACUUGUUUUCAUUAUGAGAUCAUUACACGAUUGCAUUAUGAAUUUUUGCAUACAACAUACAAAAAUCUAUUUACACUAUUCAUGUUUCAUCCUAUUUUCUAAUUUGUAUUAACAUUUGAUUAAUGUCCAUUGCACAACUUGAAAAUCAAAUGUAACAGUUUUUAUAUGGUCAAGGUUAAAAUAAA
Messenger RNA from Platichthys flesus (European flounder), 3460 nucleotides. Its product is annotated as E3 ubiquitin/ISG15 ligase TRIM25-like. Bases 125 to 1768 code for a protein of 547 amino acids. NCBI's taxonomy places the organism in Eukaryota, Metazoa, Chordata, Actinopteri, Pleuronectiformes, Pleuronectidae. Gene Ontology annotation, molecular function: zinc ion binding; protein binding. The record is from RefSeq and is a predicted model, not a curated record. The transcript is spliced from 4 exons.